CUGGGCCGCGAGGAAGUCGCAAGAUGGCUGAUGUCGCUUGGAAGUAAUGUUCCCCUCUGCAACAUGAAGCCGUGAGUGUGGAAGAAAGCGAGGGAGGCACCAUCGGGCUUUUAUUUUUCUUUUCUUUUAGUUACUUUUCUUUUAUUUCGUCAAACAUCCAUCUCAUUCCGCGUCGUGUCCGCCCCGGACUUGUCUUCGGGAGUUGACGCGUCAAAUCACGCCGGGGACCCUGCCAGCAGCUAACAGCUAGCCACACAGUUAGCAAAUGUUAGUACAGCUAGCCAGUGAGCCAGGCACACAGCUUGUUAGUUUGUUUUAAUUGAUAUUCUGACACCUGCGACCCAACAAGCUACCGCUACGCACGUGGUGACAUUUGCCCGAGGUAGUGCAAGAGUAAAUGUCAAAUACUGUAGCUGUCAGGUAGAAAUUAAGAUUUUGCAAGCUGCUCGGUUAACAUCAUGUCCGCGAACUGGCCAUCCAGCCUGUGGGUUGCUAACUAAUGCGCAGUAUUGCAUCUGAUUCAUGUGCACAAACCAGCAGAAUAACUGUUUUGUAGGCAUUUCUCGAUAAUAUCCACCACCUUGCUGCAUUUCCGUUAUUUGCUGCCAACUACAUUUUUGAAGCUGGUUGUGUUAAAGCCAAAUUAUGGGAUCAGGAAAAAUGUUGAACUUUUUCUGGUAGUAGGUAGCUACACUGGCCUUGCUGGCAUCUAACCAAAAAUCCACAGCGAUGGACACUAAACUGAGCACCCACGACCAAAACUGAGAAAUUGGCAUUUUGAUAUCUCUGGAUAAGUAACGCUAGCUGACACACUAGUUCAGCGGUGUAUGGUGACUCAUUUCAAUAGUCUGGGUGACAGAUAAGUUGUUUUGCAGGGUUAACUAAACUACAGUUAGUCACUACAUCGGAGACCAGUUAGCUUGCCUGAAGUGCACAGCUAGCUACAGUCUCGCCCCACAUCACAUUUCAAACACGGCGUACAGAACGUAUUCAGAGCCUGCUCCCGGCCAGACACAUAGGCUCAACAACACCGUCAUGGGAGUGCAGGGUUUUCAAGAGUAUUUAGAGAAGCGGUGUCCCGGGGCCGCAGUCCCGGUGGACCUCCUGAAGCUUGCCCGUACCGCGGCCCGCCAGCCCCCUCACCACCAUCACCCACACCACCACCCACAUCACCCCGGGCCCAUGCCUCCCCCGCCCCCGCCUGCCAGGAUCCUAAUCGACGCUGACUCCGGCCUGCAGCGCCUCUACGGCGGCUACCAGACGGACUGGGUGUGCGGGGGUGAGUGGAACGCCAUGCUGGGCUACCUGGCUGCUCUGUCACAGGCGUGCCUGUACCAGGGUGGCCUGGAGCUGGUCGUGGUUUUCAACGGCACACUGGGGAAGGAGCGCUGGCCCGAGUGGGCGCGGCGAGCUCAGGGCCAGAGACAGACGGCACAGCUGAUAGUCAACCACGUCGGCAGCAAGGCCACCCCGCCUCCAAGGGCAUGGUUCCUGCCCCCGGCCUGCCUCAGCCACUGCGUCCGCCUCGCUAUGUUCCGCUUCCGAGUGCGGGUUGUACAGACCUUGGAGGACCACCACCAGGAAGUGCUGUCUCUCUACAGGGACUUUGGAUUUGCUGGCCUGAUUGCUCAGGAUUCUGAGUUCGCCCUCUGCAACGUCCCCGCCUACUUCUCCUCACACGCGCUCAAACUGAGCUGGAACGGCAAGAACCUGACCACACACCAGUACCUGCUGUCUGAGGCCGCCAGGCAGCUCGGGCUCAAGACACAGCACCUGCCAUGCUUCGCUGCUCUGCUGGGAAAUCAUAUUCUGCCUGAUGAGGACCUGGCUGCCUUCCACUGGAGUCUGCUGGGACCAGAACACCCACUAGCUUCUCUCAAGGUGCGAGCCCAUCAGUUGGUGCUGCCGCCCUGCGAGGUGGUGAUCAAGGCCGUCUCAGAGUACGUAUCCUCCAUCAAAGACCUGGGAAACCUCGAUGCCAUCGCCAGAGAUGUCUUCAAACAGUCACAGUCUCGUAUGGAGGACAAGGUGGAGCGAUUCAAGAAAGCUGUGGAGUAUUUCUCAGCUGCCUCCAAACCACGCUCGCCCAACAUGGGGCCCUCGUCUUUCAUCUUACCUGGGUUUGGACCCAAUCCAUUUGGGGGACCACCUGGUCACAUGGGACCGAUGCAGCCUGGAAAGAAUCAGUUCCCACCUCCCCAGGUUCCAGGGUUUAAGCCACCCUAUCAAAAUGCUCCAUAUGGACCUGGCUCCACCCCUCUGUUCCAGAACCCACCGCCGCCGUCCCAAGACUGCAAUGAUUCACUGACGGGCAAGAUGGGCUUCUCUGAUUGGUCAGCUCCAUAUGAUUCCACUCAGGGGGGAAGUCGAUUACCCAACCAUCACACCAGCACUCAGUCUGGUCCCUCUCCGUCUCCUUCCUCGUCAUCAGAUGGAGAUGAACCCAACGACAAUAACACAAACCAUUUGACAGACAAGCCCUCUCGGUGGGAGGAUCCUGCCGGAAGGGGGGGCUCAGCCUCUGGAGACGGUUCCCAAGGCAACGGGAGCGGGUCAAACAUUCCGUCACUGUUGUCUAUGGCGACGCGGAGUCACAUGGACAUUACCACACCCCCUCUGCCUCAGGUCAGUGCUGAGGUUCUUCGUGUAGCCGAGCACAGACACAGAAGAGGACUGAUGUACCCCCAGAUUUUCCACAUAUUGACCAAGGGAGAGAUGAAGAUGCCAGUGUGUAUAGAGGAUGAGUGUAACUCUGAGCUGCCUCCUGCCUCGCUGCUGUUCCGUGCGGCCCGACAGUAUGCAUACGGCGUCCUCUUCAGUCUGGCUGAAACACACCGUCGCCUGGAGAGGCUCGCUCUCCGCAAGAGGGCUCCCCUGGAAGUUCCUCCAGUGAUUGUCAAAGAGUGGAGCAGCGGUAAAGCCAAGUCGGCCCUGACUCCGGAGCUGAUUCCGGCCCUGUGUUUCCGGGAGUGGACUUGCCCCAACCUGCGGCGGCUGUGGUUGGGCCGUGCCAGUGAGGACCGCUCCAGGAGAACCAGGGCCUUCCUUGCCUGCCUACGCUCUGACUGCCCAGCCCUCCUCAACCCAGCACAGGUCCCACAGCAUCUGCUGCUCAUGUGCUGUGUGCUCAGGUAUAUGAUGCAGUGGCCUGGGGGAAGGAUCCUCCAGAGACAUGAGCUAGAUGCCUUUCUGGCUCAGGCUGUUUCCAGUCAGCUCUACGAACCCGACCAGCUACAGGAGCUCAAGGUGGAGAAAGUGGAUGCCCGUGGUGUGCAGCUGGCCUCUCUCUUUAUGGCCGGCGUUGACACAGCGCUGUUCAUCAAUGAUGUCUGCGGCCAGCCGUUGCCAUGGGAACACUGCUGUCCCUGGGGCUUUUUUGACGGCAAACUGUUCCAGAGCAAACUGGCCCGGGCUGCUCGUGACCGGGCCGCCCUGCUGGACAUGUGUGAGGGGCAGGAGGAGCUGGUGUCCAAGGUGGAGAAGAUGCGUCAGGCGAUCCUCGAGGGCAUCAACUUCUCCCGCCCCCCUCCUCCUCCACCUCCUCUUCCACCUCCUGCCUUCCUCCCACCAACCAUGGUGCCCCCUUUCUACCCCAUGCCUCCAAUCUACCCACCUCGCCCCAUGGGCGGCAUGCCUCCUCAUCAUCACCCACAUCAUCCACAUCACCCAGCACAGCACAGACCCAGAGCCUUCCCAGGCAUCCAGUCCAUCCCCCCUCAGGGAGGGAAACUGGAGAUCGCUGGCAUGGUCGUUGGCCAGUGGGCUGGAAACAAACCAAUCCGUGGGAGAGGGGGGUUCAACAUGCAGGUGGUGUCGGUGGGAGCAGGGAGAGGGAGGGGUAAAGAGAUUCCAGCGAAAGUUAGGGGAGUGAAAAAGACACCUGCCAACAGAACACAGACGUCGUCACCGCCCCCACCCAGCUCUCCCCCAAAGCCCUCAGAGGAGGCGGGCUCCACGCCAGAGGUCGCGACUCAGCAGCUGAAUGGCAGCUCAGCAGCCUCCGCCAUCGGCCAGCCCUUGGAGCUGGCCCCCCUGGCCCAGCCAGUCCCGUGUGCCUUAGCCAGCAGAGACAACCAAUCAGAGGGGGUGGAAGUGGAGGCCCCCUGUUGCCUUGACGACUGCCCGUCAGACGGAGCACUACAGAAGGAAGAGUGAAGGCAUCCCUCCCAGGAUGCACUGCUCUGAGAGAGUUCUCUGUGUUCGACUGCCUUUCCCUGUUUUUGUAGCCCUGCCUGCUAGCUGUGCACAUCGUCACAUGGAGCAGGAAGUGAUCGGAGGCUCCUCCUCCUCUUACCUGCUGCUCCAUGUGAUAGGCUCAAGCAGUUAGCUGUUACUUCCUUUUUAGUUUUCUCAUGUGGUUUUACAUUGUUUUAUGAAGAGAGGUUUUCUCCAUGAGUCUGUAAGCGCCCCACCCCUCAAAAAUCCUAAAUGCCUCCCUCCUGCACUCAAAGUAAGAUAAGCUUGAAGCCCCCCCCCCAUUUAAAGCCACCUUUUAAACGAGCCCCCUAGUACGUAUGAGAAUCUGUACAGUUUGAAUUUAUUAUUUUGUGUUUUAAUGGUCCCAUUGUAUGAAUCUCUGCACACAGAUGUUAAGCUUGCGGUUACGGUGACAGAAUGGAUGUGGUUUCCAUGGUUACAGCAUCUAGGCCCGGUCGCCAUGGUUGGUAGUUGUGUGUUGAUGCGGUUUGUUGCCAUAGCCAUCUUGUGUGAGGUUUGUCUUACAUGAAUUCAGAGAGUUGUUCAGAGUUUGACUCUGGACAUGUGCAGCGACCCUCAUUCCCCAAACUCUGCAGGCUAGCAGCACUGCUAAACACACAGUGUUAGUAUACCUACUAACAACAAACCUCUAUAUUGAUUGAUUGGUUAUUAAUCAUAGGAGCACUUCUACACCACCAUGGUAUUGGCGUGCUAUCUCACUUUGACCUAUGUAGCAUAGCCUAGUGCUUAUCUGUGCUAAGAGACCCCAUGAAUUUAUGCACCUUAAGCCCCAAAGUAUGCAAGAUAUUACCCCGCUCCUCAAAAAAGAAAAAGUGCAUUAUUAUAUUAUCCUCCCAUCCCCCAUGUCCCUUUGUCCCAAAGCUUUGAUUGUAUUUCCCCAACAGAUGCACUUGAUGUUGUAUUUAAAUAUAUGGAAAAUUUAAAAAGCCCCUAUACAGGUUAAUUGACAGUGUGUGAGGGGUGUCCCCCGCGCAUAAGUAAAUCAUUAUGACAUGUAGAACUACAUUUAAAGGUAGAGAUCUAUUUGAGAGACGUCAGAAUGUGAACAGAGUGGUUUCAGACAAAGAAGCACUUUGUUUUAAAAAUGUUAAACCACACUGGACAGUCCUCUACCAGGUGAUAAAGAAAUGAAAAACUCUGAGGCACCUUCUGGAGUUAAAGGCCAAAAAGAAAAAGAAUAAUGCUGCCCGGCAAAAAGAUGGAAAUGAAUGGUAUGGAUCUGGGUUACUGCUGCCAGGCAGAGUUCCCUUCAGACUGGCCUCACGUUCAAUCAAGAACUUUGCAAUGAAGCUGAAAGGACUCCUGAUCUCCAUGUCAAGGAUUCCUGCAAAUCAGAUUUCUUAAAAGUUAUUUCCAAAGUGUAUUUUAAUACGGCUAGCCGACUGAGGCAGCCAGUGAUAUAAAAGGGGUGUGGCAACAACGCCUCAAAGAUCCCCCCACCUUCUGGUGGUGAUUGAGCAACACCGAGAGCUGUUGCCCCGCGGAGCUCCGGUGUGUCACUUUAGACCAACAGGAAGCACUUCCCUGCCCUGAAGUACCUCCGCCCAACACAGCAGAGGCUUUAUGGGUUGGAUCACAUGACAGAAGAGAGAGAGUGAGAGAGGCCUCAUGGCGGACCCGAGUGUGCCGCUCACAAUCUGAGACUUCUAAGAUAAUGAAUUGUUUUAUUAGAGCACUUAUGUUUGUAGAGAAUGAGAUGUGUCCCCCAUAGUAGAUUUCAUCUGACUACGGAAAUACAACUUACCAUUUACUGGUAGCACAACUGCAAAUGUAUAAGCAGUAGACCGACAGAUAACUGCCUGAGAGAUGCUGGCCAUGAACAUUGUAAUCUCUAUAAACUUACUACUAAGAGAGGUUGAAAUGAGCUCACUAUGUUAAAAAAAAAAAAAAGGCAAGUCAACAAGAAGCACCUUAUUUUCUUACUAUGUUGAUGACUUGUGCUCUAUCGUGUGCCACAAAAUUGACAUGGAAAAAGCUCUUCUGAAAUGCCAUUUUGAAGGACAAAACCCUGACUAUAUAUGUAAGUGUUAAUGUAGUCGCGUCAGACAUCCCCUCAGUUAUGAACUCAACCAUUACAGUGAAAUGCUGACAGUUCAGCCAGCCGUGAGUGUAGGCCUACGCUCAUCGUCACAGGGCUGGGCCACGCCGCCGUCUCUUACACCAACACCAAAUGAAACCAGAGGUUCGGACUUUGUUAGCCGAUAUCGGUAGAGAUGAAGCAUGUGAUUGCUGUAGGUGUUCAUAGGUUAAGAGUAGGUAACAGCGUCGGGCUUAACACAGGACUGUAAUAAACAGACACCAAGACUAGGCUAGAGAAUAUAGCUCCACUGGCCGAAAUACUAAGUCUAGAAUUACUAGGAGUCAUAUACUUAACUGCUUUCAACUUUUGACAUUAGUACAAAUACGUGUAUCGCAACAGUACAUUGUUAGAAGAUGGCUUUUUCUGCGGCGAGCCAGAGUGUGAUCUGGUAUACGAUGCCCUCUCUUGAUUCGCUCGCCAGACAACAGUAACACACACACACACACACUCACACACAUAAACAUACAUAUAUACACAAACACACACACACGACAGACAGGUAUUCAGUUGCAUUUGUUACCAGCAGCAUUCUCUCUGCUUUUGUGCUGAAGUGAUUUUGUGCAGUUUCAGUUCCCAGUGGAGUGGUCGUCAGUUCAUCAGAGAUCAUUUGGUAACACAUUCUACUGACUCUGAAAAUAAAUAAAAAAAAAUAUAAAUAAAUAAAUAAAAUAAAUCCCACACGUUCGAGUUUGCAUGGACGGAUUAAAAAAAAAAAACAACAAAAAACAGUACACGUUAGAGGUGUCCGGUAGGCACAGAAGCAACCAUAUAUCCACAACACAUCCACACACACACACACACGAACAUACACAAACACACACAGAUACAUAGAUGUUAAACCCUGAGUUACACAGUAGCUAGUAUGGAUUUAAAAAAAAAAAAGUCAACACAAUACAUGAUGUAGUGUCCCUCUCUUGUCCUUGUCUGUUUUAGUUCGAUAGAUAUUUGAUCAGUGAUUUUUAUGCUUGUUAUCCUAACUCCCCCGCCCACCCUGCUACGACACUUUCUCACCUCCCCCGUCCCUCUCUACAACCCCCAAACUGUUCAUUCAUUUCUUUUCUCCGCCCUCCAGUAUCCCCCAUAGAGUACACGCAGCCAUGCAUACACACAACACACACACAAACACACCGAUACCCACUGAUUCUCAUAAAAAACAGUCACACAUAAAACACACUCAGAUAUUUUACACACAGUUAAUCUCCCCCCCCUCCUGUAUCUCAGUUCUCUCUUUCACUCUCUCCACCUCCCUCUCUGCCUCUCCUUUAGCCCUUAGGACCGUUUCUAUUGGCCGUUUUUUUUUUUUCUCUCUCUUUUUCUCUGUGGGCUGCCCCGCCCCUUAAUCAACCCAACUAACAGUAAAGGUUAUAUUAACGUUGAUAAUCAGUUUCUGUAUGUAUCUAGCCAGAGUCUGGAAAAAAAAAUCAGAAAAAAAAAAAUCAAAAACGGUUUUAUUCAAUUGUGCAAAUGUGUUUUUUCUUACUAUUUUUAAUGUUAUUACAUCUUCUAAUCUAAUCCUUCUACCAUUGCUUCAGUUAGUACUGAAAUACGCUUAGCCAACCUAGAGAUUUGAACUGUAAUGAUUGCGAUUUUCCUUACCUGUAUUUUAUAUGGCAUCUUUAGACCACCGUUUAUUAUGUACGUAAGUAAAUAUUGCCCGUUUUUUCGAAUUGAAAAUCGUCGUCUGCACUAUGUAUUAUGAUUAUUCUCAUAAUAUCCCUGAUAACAAUUUUGUGGUCGACUCAUUAUCAAUCUAAGCUGAAGUCUGCGCCCUUGCACAAAGCAGCGAAACAUCUCUUGUAAACACCUGAGAACCAAAGUACACCUAGCAUCCCCCUCGACGCCCCUAUAAAGCCCCCAUAGUCCUCCUGCCCCCCGACCCCCCGACGUUGAUGGUUUGCCCCCCCCGAGUAACAAGUUUUCUGAUGAGUAUGAUUAUAUAUAUAUUAUGACAUUACAGCACGUGUGAUUUAUCUGACAAGUCUGUGAGGCAAUGGUGGUUUUUUUUUUCGUUUUGUUUUAAACACUGUGGAGACGCAGACAGACAGGGAAGAAGGAAGGAAGUGUGUUUGUGUGGACAGAGCGAGCGAGUAGCAAAAAAUGUUCAGGCUCGCUCGCUUGCUCACUCGCUCGUUUGCGCUCGCGCUCAGUCGUAUCUUCUCCAUUGACUGAAUUCAAGGUUGUGUGAACCGCCGCACGCGUUGACCUCAGAUCUACACUAAUAACACAGGAAGGAACGACACCUGACAAAUAUGCUUUCAGACGUGCUGGGGUUUUGGCGCCCUCUUUUGCAUUUUUUUUUUUUUUUGUCUCACGUGUAAUUGUUGCGCUCUCUCUCAAGCUUGCCUUUUAAAUUCUCAGAUCCAGAAUGAUAGAGCAACUUAUUACCACACCGAGUCGCUACAUGUGUGGGGAUGGAGGCUGUUGAAAGAGGCUGGAUUUUCCUCAAAUAAACAAAUCUGAGAUCAGCUGGUCUUCAAGUAGAAGUCACAAAAAAAAAUGUUUUCAUCUCAGCAUAAAUAAGAAGAGUGAGACUCAAACACGGUUUAGUCUAUAAAAGGAUGAAAUUGAUUAUUUUUAUUAAGGAAAAUGUCAGAAGUGGACUUGUUUUUAAUGCUUUAUAGAGCUGCACUGAUUAGUUGAUUAACAGAAAUUAAUUUAAGUCACUUUUAGAGCAAAAAUACCAAAUAUUUGCUCGUCCCAGUGCCUGAAAAAUGACGAUUUCAUGCUGAACUUUACCACACUGUUGGUUGAAUAAAACAAGUAAUUUGAUUUCAUCACACUGGGAAAAUGUUUAAAUUGAAACAAUAAGAUUAAUUGAUCAUGAAAAUGACUUUGUUUCUUUAUGUGACAUUAAACUGUAUAUCUAAACAAGCAAUUUGACAGCAUCGCCUUGGGCUUUGGUGGCCAUGUUAUACACCAAACUAUUAACGUUAACUGAGAAAAUAAUGCACUGAUUGAUUUGUAAUGAAACUUAUCAUUGCAGCACUAGAAAACCAACAAGUGUGGAGUUGUCAGCUGUUUACAAUCCAUGAAUUUGAGCACCAUUCAAAAAAAAAAAAAAAAGGAUUUCUGGUUCUUCCAGGAAGACGUAACGGCCAAAAAAUCUCAGCUUAAGUUGUCACGAGGAAAAUUCCGCCUCUCUGUGCCUGAUGAUGAAAUGAUAAGAGCAUCCUGCCUCGCUGCCUACGCAGAUGGGAGCUUCGCUGAAGAGCUCGACAAUGUAAAGAGAACCCAAAGUCCCAGAAUAGAAAUGUACUAUGUAGUGUUGUAGACGUUAAAACAGUGUUAUUGUCUGUCAUACAGAGUGUGGAAAGGAAUCAUCGGUUUUGUUGUACCUGUUCUGAUCUAUUUGCAGGAUUCUCACAGCAUUUUGUCCAGUUUGAAUAAAGGUCCCUAUUCUGUCUGUCUCUCUCUACACUGCCACUCCCCCCCUCAGAAGCUCCCCAAGCUCCAGUAUAAUCCCCCCAGCCCCGUCCCCCCAUGGAAGAGUCCCUGUCAAAGGGCUCGAGUUGAUCUUUGUGGGCCAGUUCUUGUCACGGUCAAUCACAGCCACAAGUCUGCCAAUGCAUGUACUUCUGUACCCAGGGCCACCUAAAACUACCUGUGCAGCGAAAAGGGUUAAAAUUUAUCCAUAAUAUUAUUGUUAUAGAAAUAUUAUCAUCAUCAUUAUUGCUGUUAUAAUUAUGGUUGGUAUAAUUUGUCAUCAUUGUUAGCAUUAUGGAAGCACCAGACUGUUUGUGGAAAGACGAGAAAAAGAAAGCUUUUUUUUUUUUUUUUUUUUAAAUUGUCUGGCUGUUGGUGGUCUGAUCUCACAGAGGGAGGGGAGGAAUGGUUCAGAAAGAGACAAAAGAUGGCAGUCAUGUUUGUACUGGUUGGGAAAUGACUUACAGUGCUGAAAUAAAAUUUAUUCUUUUAGUAAAAAAAAAGUA
This is a messenger RNA of Acanthopagrus latus (yellowfin seabream), 10227 nucleotides long. It is a transcript of the gene fam120c, whose product is annotated as family with sequence similarity 120C. The transcript is spliced from 17 exons. Gene Ontology annotation, cellular component: nucleus. NCBI's taxonomy places the organism in Eukaryota, Metazoa, Chordata, Actinopteri, Spariformes, Sparidae. The record is from RefSeq and is a predicted model, not a curated record. The coding region runs from base 1036 to 4155 and encodes 1039 amino acids.